Molecule: messenger RNA, 1972 nt
Organism: Zea mays
Lineage: Eukaryota; Viridiplantae; Streptophyta; Magnoliopsida; Poales; Poaceae
Exons: 2
Coding region: 1168-1629 (153 amino acids)
Source: RefSeq, a predicted model, not a curated record
UGCACAUGCAAGGACGCCCUGGCCAGUGAAUCUUUUUUUUUUCUGUGUUGCAGAGCAACGAUGUUUUGCAUGCCCUGUUUCUUGCUACCAGUAGCCAGUGUACAAGCACACAGUCUGCUUUCGCGUAAUUUGAUAUUAGAGUACAGAUGGUUUGAACUCGUCGUGAUGCUGACGCAUCAUUUUUACUGCUGGCUGGUAUCGCUUUCAUGCUUUCAGCUUUAUCUAAAGUACUUCGUACAGCUAUAACGGCAUUUCGUACAUGUCUGGUCCUCAGAAACAUUUCCGUUUUUGCAUUUGUUUGUAGCUGGACGGUACAGUAUGUAGUCUGAGUCUGAUGUCUGAUCCCUGUCUCCCCAGUUUUCGCUGCAAGAUCAUUCCUUCUGCUGCGUUGCACGAAUGGGCGACCAACAGGGAGGUAGGCAACCAAGCUAGCACUUCUGCAUUGUAGGCAACGUCCCGUUCCUAUACAACACUAUAGCUGUUGCACAAAGUUAGACUUUUUGAGCUAUAUUUUAAUUCAGAAAAUAAACAACUGUUGAUAAUAGAAGGUGUAUGCCCUGUUCCUAUGCAACACCACAGCUGCCACACAUGGACGUCACUGUAGCAGAAACCUUCCGCUGAGCUCUGGAGCGGAAGAAGAGAGAAAUGUGCACAGAGCAAGCCCGGAGUGUCAGGACGCCAAAACAGUUUCCAUGGCACUGCUCAUGAAUCAGACCACCCCAAUCCAUUCGUGCCAUCGCUGUCGUCACGACUCACGAGCGAGCGUGAUCGCGUCUAACGGCCCGAAUCAUCAAGCGCUGGCAGUCACGGGAGAAAUAAAAACUCGCCCGCCCAUCCGGCAGGCCGUCAGUCCGGCUGCCAGGCGCGCCAGCGCGGUGGACCAGCGCGCGGCCGAUGCAGUCAUGCAGACCCCCCGCGUCCGGCAACGUCGCGCGGGCGCGGCACGUGAGAUCCACACCGCACCCGCGCUCCCCAACGGCUAUAUUCGACCCGUCCCCACCAAAACCCCCCGCAUUUAAAUCCGCCGCGAUCUCCCGCCGCUCUCCCCCCCGCAUCCCAUGCCCACCACCACUCGACCAAGGCACCCAGCCCUCCUUCCCUCAGCGCUUGCCGGCCGACGCACUGCUUGGUGCCUGUCUGCCUUUCUCCUUCCAUUGACAGCCGUCGAUGGCGACGCCGCCUCAGCAGAAGCAGCAGCCGCAGCAGGUGUCGGUGCAGCACGUGGGCAGGGCGUCCUCGGACGAGCUCCUCCGCAAGUUCGCGGACCCGGACGCGCCCCGCGCCGCCGCCACCCCGCCGCGCCGCAGCCUCAAGCGCUCGUCCCGCCGCGUGGCGUCGGGGCUCUCCGCGCGGGACUCCGACGCGUCGGCGGCCGCGGGCGUCACGGCCGCGGCGCUGGCGGCGCCCAAGCGGCGGCGGAGCAUCGGCGGGUCCACCGGCCUGCUCCUGCCGACCGCGUCCGCGAGGAAGGCCCGGGCACGCCGCGCGCGCGCCGACGACGCCGCGGGCAUCGGCCUCCUCCUGGCCGCGCUGGAGCGGACGUGGAGGAAGACGGUGGCGGGGGCGUCCAAGAUGUUCGUGGAGAGGCACCGGACCAACCACGUCCUGCUCAUCAGCGACAUGGUCUGAGCGCAGACCCUGCUGGCGCUCCCUCUCUCGUCUGCUCGGGUUUGAUCGCUGAGAUGUUGUUUUAUUCGGUUGGAUUCAGCAUUCGUUUUAGAAGCAGGUAGCAGAAUAAAUCGGCUGGCGCCUGGCGGUGCAGUCCAGGUUCCUCGUUCCCUCCCUGCCACUUGCCACUGUGAUUUCCCUUGUGUUUCGUUUGUGAUUUCUUUUUUUUUUGGGUUCUCUCUCUCUCUCUCUCUGGUGGCGAAUCAUUGUGCCAGCGACCACGUUGUAAAUUGAAGUUUGCAAACCACGUUACCAGCGUUGUGCUAAGAAAUGGAUUUACACCAUUCAUCAGUGUGCUGUUUUA